This is a messenger RNA of Monascus purpureus, 336 nucleotides long. Lineage: Eukaryota; Fungi; Ascomycota; Eurotiomycetes; Eurotiales; Aspergillaceae. The record is from the annotation of a GenBank genome assembly.
AUGCACCCAAUGCUACACUGUAGACCAGGCUGUCUUUCUGAUAGAGUUGCGUCGCUGCUGGAAGAAGCGGCCGAGCAUAUAAUAUACCCCGUAGAACUGCUGCCAAUCUCAGGCCGUGUCAGCAGUUCACAAAGCGAUCUCAUAAUCUUCGAACUACCGGAUCAGGUUAUCUUUGCUGCACAUACAAAGCGCCAUCUUGCUGUUCGAGCUUUCUUCAUUCUCCCCAUCUUCCCUCCAUAUUCCACACACACAUUUCAUCCUCGGGAUGAUUGGAUCACUGCCUGGUCCAGAUUCUUGAACCGUAUUACUCUCAAUAUGCGGUCCAUUCAUUCCUGA